CUGAAGGCGGCACGACACACUUUAAGAGGGCGACUGAGAUUUCACAGUUCAAUAAUGAUCUCAUCUGUCCAGAGAUCUGUUUAAAAGUGCAUGUGUGAAUUAUAAAGCAGUUGUUAUCCAGAAGAACUCGACUGCAGUGAUCCAGUGCUCACCGUCUUCAGACCUGCGGAGGUGAAGACACAAACAUGGGCCAGAACGGAGGACGAGCACGAUCAUGUGUCCUGUGUUUUCUGCUGGUGUCCAGCAUGUGUUUUGUAAGUGCAGAAUACUUCAGCUGUGGUGAGAAUGAAUUUUCCAAUCACACAAGCAACAGUUGUCAACCGUGCCCACAGUGCCAACCAGGACAGGAGCCUUAUAUGAACUGUGGCUACGGCACUAAAGAUGAGGACUAUAACUGCAUUGCAUGUCCAGCGGGGAAGUUCUCUAAAGGCAAGUAUGAGAUCUGCCGUCGACACAAAGACUGUGAUUCGCUGUACCGCGCCACCGUGUUAACGCCCGGAACUACCGAGAGUGACGCCGAGUGCGGCGCAUGUUUACCAGGGUACUACAUCCUGGAGAACAGACCGAGGAACAUCUAUGGGAUGGUGUGUCAUUCAUGUCAGAACGCUCCACGAAACAUCAAAGAGUGCAUGCGCCCAACACCUGUGAUCCCAGGGCGAGCUCCCAGUGUGCCAUCCAGUAGCACCACUAUAUUCCCACAUCCAGAGAAAGAUCCAACAGGACAAGGUCACCUAGCAACAGCCCUCAUUAUCGCCAUGUCAACCAUCUUCAUCAUGUCCAUCGCUAUAGUGAUGAUCAUUAUGUUCUACAUUCUGAAAGCCAAGCCGAGCGGACAAGCAUGCUGUUCUGGACAGAUAAUAAAGACAGUUGAAGUCCAAACAAACAAGCAGGAGGAGAAGAAAGAUGCUCAAGAAAAUGUCGUCAUAUAUGCAGAGAAGGAUGAAUUUGACAAGCUCAAACCUUCACCCCCAAAAACAGCGAAAAGUGAAAGUGACGCGUCAUCAGAGAACGAGCAGCUGUUGAGUCGCAGUAUUGACAGCGAUGAAGAAGCCGCUCAAGAUAAACAGGGAGCUGCAGAUCUCUGUCUGAUGUCAUUAGUUCAUCUGACCCGAGAGAAGACAAGCUCCACCAACACCAUCAACAACAACAACAACUGCAGCACCAGCAGCAAAACCACAGGGAUUCACAGCAGGAGGAGGAAGAUCUUGGACUUGUACACAAAGGCGUGCAGUGUUGCAGAGGGUUUGAGUCCUACAGAACUUCCCUUUGACUGUCUGGAGCGCACCAGUCGGAUGCUCAGCGCCACCUACAGCACCGAUAAAGCCGUGGUGAAGACGUGGCGACACCUCGCCGAGAGCUUCGGGCUCAAGCGCGAUGAGAUCGGCGGCAUGAGCGACGGCGUGCAGCUGUUUGAUCGCGUCAGUACGGCGGGUUACAGCAUCCCAGACCUCCUCACACGUCUGGUCCAGAUCGAGAGGUUGGACGCGGUGGAGGCGCUCUGCUUCGACAUUCUGGGCGGACCCGAGAACGGAGUACCUCCAUCCAGCCAUCAUCCAACCCUGUCAUCCCGCUGCGCGAGCGUCUGAGGUUCAGUCGCCAUCAUGACUCAAAUCACAUGAAGAAAUCUCGCCUUGGACUUUCACAGAUGACCGUCGGUUGAACUUCUAAUGGACGUGCUCGUGUUGAUUGAAUGGAGAACUCGGACAGACAGUGUGUGAUUGGUUCAGGAUGGGAAACUGCUCUGGACUCAUGUACAUUUGACUGGGACAUUUGUCUUAUUUUGUCCCAUUUUCUUUCUCACGUACUUCCACUUCCACACUAAUGAUCCCGACUGAAGUGGAUGAACAUCGUUUAAUGGGAUGCUUCAUAACAGAUUGAGGAAAUGUGGUAAAUAAAGGGGCGUUCACUCAAGAUCUGCAGCAACGAUGUGCUCUAAAGGCAUUGACUUUUACUGAGAGUUGACAAGAUGAUUUAACCAUUACCUCCAAAACAUACUCUACACAAGUAUGCGAAUGCUUUUGGCUACACAAGCUUUGAUUUCACAAGCGUUUUGAAAUGUGUCAGUCCACAAGGGGCGCCACAACGUGCUUUAGUGUAAACUGUCGUCUUCUACAAUCAGACCUCUGAAGGAAACUAUCGCCCAGUGAGGUCUGAAGUUUGUUACUGCCAUAGUAUCGCAAAUAUGCACGUUAAUCUGAAUUAUCCUUGAGGGGUUUGUGGUUGGAUAGAAUAGAAAACAUGGAGGACGACAGUUUCAUUCUUGCAUGUUUCUUGGGGAACUCUUAUUUUGGCACCGUAAUGCAUGUUGGUUAGUUGGCGUCAGGGCUGGUGAUCUGGCAUACCGGGUAUUGUCCCGGUGGGCAGACGCACUUUGGGGCCGAUCAGGGGCGGACUGGCCAUCGGAAGAACCGAGCGGGCCGGUGCGUCGUCAACGAAACGUGCCGAAUGGGCCGCGAUAAGCUAAAAUAAGCCGCUCCGUAAAACGUGUUUAUCUUUAGUUUCCCAGUCAGAAUGGCGAGUUAAGGUGCCACUUCCAAAUAGGAAACUCUCAUUUAUGGUCAUUCUGAUCACACGUGAAGUAUGUACAAUCGCUUCAGUGUUUGUGUACUUGCAUAGAGUAUGUCUCUGGUCUUACAUUUCUAUUGUAUAGACAUCUGAAGUGCCUGAAUAACUCACAGCUCAAGAGACUUUUAUACUGUAUGAGAUUCAGUUUAUGUGCAUAUUUCACUCUCACCAGCGGACUCGAUUCAGAUUAUGGACUUCACAGGUGCAAUGAAAUAUUAUAAAUCUCUGUUCGUUUGUCAGAAAGCAUCUCGGGUGUAUGCACGUGUCAGGCCUGGCAGUGUGUGCGUGUGAAGACCAGAGUCCCGUGCAAACGUGUUGUCCUGCGAACAGCCGCUGGUUCUGGGACUAAUUGGCUGGGACUGGUGCUUUACGACUCUUAGUGCAAAGUGCCUGUGAUUUCCAGCACCUCAUUAACUAAUAAUCCAAACGGAAAAGCCAUAAAGUGGCCGAUAGGACGCAGAGCGGCAGCUGUAUAAACGUUUAACUGCAUGCAGUAUGUAGAAAUGUUAAAGAAAGUAAAGUGAUACUAUGCAUGCCGUGACCCGCGGGUGACCCUGAGUUUAACAUUGUUCCACUCUGUAACAUUUAGAGGUUUUUUAAAUACUGCUAUAAUCUGCACAAAAGUCAUGUUUUUGAUUUGAUCACUUAUAAAGUGUUUGUAAGUUAGUAUAAUUACAGUUUAGUACAUUUCAAGCAUUGUCAAAUGAGUAUUUGAGGAUUUAAUGGCCAAUAAUGAGGAGCAGGUCUCCAGUCUUCUACAUCAUCUGAUCUGCAGGUUCAACGUUUCUUGUCAUUGGAUUAUAUUUCACCAUUCCCCACAGCCAUAUACUGUAUGUACAGUGGGACUCAAAGUGAAUGUCACAAUGUAGAUGAGUUUCCAAAACAACUACAAUAACAAUUGAAUUUAUCUUAAAACGUGCAGGCCGGUCAACCUCUUUAACACUUUAUACUGUGAGAACUUACAGAUGGAAUAAAGUCAAUACAACCAGUAAAAUAAAAGUGUAUAUAUAACUUAUUAUUGUACAUAUGCAUCAUGUAUAAAAGUAUCAAAGAAAUAAAAGGGGAAAAAAUCAAAUAUUGUUUUUCUGUGCUGUCUGAGUCAGAUGAUUGUAAAUUAAUUGUCUGUACUUGCAUUUAUUCAAACUCAAACUGUUUUUAAAUCAGUAGAUUGCCGCUGUAAUAAACUGACUGUGUUGUGAAGCCAAUAAAACAGUUCAAAGAGAUGAACAGAGUACUGCGAGAAGUGCAAAGUAAAUGGAAACGUGUGGGAAUAUUAAUCGAUGUACUUGAAUACUGCAAUAACAGUUUAGAACAGCUGGGGAUUGAGCAAUUACAGGGUUAUUCCAUGUCAAAUCAACCAAAUUUCAGAAACUUCCCCAGCUGAAAUGUGUGAUUUUAUUCAUUUUGUCUUUAAACCAUGUGACCCACAUUUGGUUUUCGACCACUGGAAAGGGGUUGAAUGUAACCGUUUGCACAUGGAGCCAUGUUUAGAGCCCCA
Messenger RNA from Xyrauchen texanus (razorback sucker), 4063 nucleotides. It is a transcript of the gene edar, whose product is annotated as ectodysplasin A receptor. Gene Ontology annotation, biological process: positive regulation of canonical NF-kappaB signal transduction; positive regulation of JNK cascade. Gene Ontology annotation, molecular function: protein binding; signaling receptor activity. The record is from RefSeq and is a predicted model, not a curated record. The transcript is spliced from 12 exons. Lineage: Eukaryota; Metazoa; Chordata; Actinopteri; Cypriniformes; Catostomidae. Gene Ontology annotation, cellular component: plasma membrane. The coding region runs from base 186 to 1586 and encodes 466 amino acids.